Molecule: messenger RNA, 3504 nt
Organism: Medicago truncatula (barrel medic)
Lineage: Eukaryota; Viridiplantae; Streptophyta; Magnoliopsida; Fabales; Fabaceae
Product: receptor protein-tyrosine kinase CEPR2
Exons: 3
Coding region: 400-3312 (970 amino acids)
Biological process (GO): protein phosphorylation
Molecular function (GO): protein kinase activity; receptor serine/threonine kinase binding; ATP binding
Source: RefSeq, a predicted model, not a curated record
AAUUUUAUUUCUCUUAUAAAACACCAACCAUUGGCUAUUCUCAAUUCAUUCAUAAACUUCAUUCAUAACAUUCUUAGUUAUCUACCAAAAAUAAUUCUUAGUUUGAAGAAAAGAAGGAAGAAAUACUUCAUACAACUCUACUGAAAAAUUUUCAGGACCACGGCGUGGCCACAAUUGACGCCACAGCAGCCUCAUAACAUCAACUUCAUCUGACCACGAUUCUCUGCAAUAUCAAAGAUCGUGGCGUGACCACGUUUUAAAACCUUGUUGACAACUUUCUUCUUGAAUUUUGUCUGCAUCGGCUGCAUUGACCACGAUUCUCUGCAAUAUCAAACAUCCUGACGCGGCCACAUUCUUCAAAUCUUGUUAACAAUUUUGUCUUUUGAACUUAGUCUCUCAAUGGCUAAGAUUUCAAAAUUCUUUCAAUUUUUCAACUUCAUUUCAAUUUUGUUACUCACAUCACACUAUAUUUUCCCUCCAUGUAUGUCCCUAACAAAUGAAACACAAGCCCUUCUUGAUUUCAAGAGUCAUUUGAAUGACUCAUUGAACACUCUAGCUUCAUGGAAUGAAUCAAAAUCACCAUGCAACUUUCUUGGAAUUACAUGUGAUCCAAGAAAUUUGAAAGUCAGAGAAAUCUCAUUGGAUGGUGAUUCCCUAUCCGGCGAAAUUUUUCCAUCAAUCACAACUCUUGAUAGCCUAGAAGUUCUUUCAUUACCAUCCAAUUCCAUUUCCGGAAAAAUUCCAUCAGAAGUAACAAAAUUUAUAAACCUCAGAGUCUUGAAUCUAUCAGGAAAUGAACUUAUUGGAGCAAUUCCAGAUUUGUCCGGUUUGAAAAAUCUUCGAGUUCUUGAUCUUUCGGCCAACUACUUUUCCGGUAGAUUCCCUAGCUGGAUAGGGAACUUAACCGGACUAGUAUCGCUUGGUCUCGGAGAAAAUCUUUACACUGAGAGUGUGAUACCAGAGAGUCUUGGAGAUUUGAAGAAUUUGACUUGGCUUUAUCUUGGUGGUUCUCAUUUGAAAGGAGAGAUUCCAGAAUCAAUAUAUGAAAUGGAAGCAUUGAAGACUUUGGAUUUGUCAAGAAACAAGUUAUCUGGCAAAAUCUCUAGAUCGAUUUUGAAGUUGAAAAAUGUUUCCAAAAUUGAGUUGUUUUCGAACAAUUUGACGGGCGAAAUACCAGAAGAACUUGCAAAUUUAACCAAUUUGCAAGAGAUUGAUCUUUCUGCAAAUAAAUUUUUUGGUAAGUUGCCUAAGCAGAUUGGUGAAAUGAAGAACUUGGUUGUUUUUCAGCUGUAUGAUAACAGCUUUUCUGGUCAAAUUCCUGCUGGAUUUGGUAAAAUGGAAAAUCUCACAGGUUUUUCGGUUUACAGAAACAGUUUCAACGGUACAAUUCCGGAGGAUUUUGGCCGAUUUUCUCCGCUCAAAAGUAUCGACAUAUCAGAGAAUCAAUUUUCAGGUUUUUUCCCAAAGUACUUAUGUGAGAAAAGAAAGUUAACACUUUUGCUUGCAUUGCAAAACAAUUUCUCUGGAAAUUUUUCUGAGUCUUAUGCUUCAUGCAAGUCACUAGAAAGAUUAAGGAUCAGUAAUAAUUCUUUGUCUGGAAAAAUUCCGAAAGGUGUUUGGUCACUUCCAAAUGCAAAGAUAAUUGAUUUAGGUUUUAAUAAUUUCAGUGGUGAAGUAUCUUCAGAAAUUGGUUAUUCAACAAAUUUAAGUGAAAUUGUUUUGAUGAAUAACAAGUUUUCAGGUAAAGUUCCUUCCGAAAUCGGAAAAUUGGUGAAUUUGGAGAAACUUUACUUGAGUAACAACAAUUUCUCUGGUGAUAUUCCACGUGAAAUUGGAUUGUUAAAACAGUUAUCUACUUUGCAUUUGGAAGAGAAUUCGUUAACUGGUGUAAUACCGAAAGAAUUAGGCCAUUGUUCGAGGUUGGUGGAUUUGAAUCUUGCCUUGAAUUCUCUAUCGGGAAAUAUUCCGAACUCGGUUUCGCUUAUGAGUUCAUUGAAUUCUUUGAAUUUAUCAAGAAACAAAUUAACAGGUACAAUUCCUGAUAAUUUGGAGAAAAUGAAACUAAGCUCAGUGGAUUUUUCUCAAAAUUCUCUUUCUGGUGGAAUUCCAUUUGGCAUUUUGAUUAUUGGUGGAGAGAAAGCUUUUGUUGGAAACAAAGAAUUAUGUGUUGAGCAAAUUCCGAAAACUUCAAUGAAUUCUGAUUUGAAGAUUUGUGAUAAAGAUCAUGGUCAUAGAAGAGGGGUCUUUGCUUAUAAAUAUUUUCUGCUCUUUUUCAUUGCUGUUAUCUUCGCUGCUGCGAUCGUGAUCCAUAGAUGCAUGAAGAAUCGAAAAGAAAAGAAUUUACAAAAAGGCGAAAAGGAAGCAAGUCAAAAAUGGAAACAAGCAUCUUUUCACCAAGUGGAUAUUGAUGCAGAUGAAGUAAGUCAUUUGGAUGACGAUAAUUUAAUCGGCUACGGUGGCACCGGAAAAGUUUAUCGAGUCAAGUUGAAGAAAACCGGCAUAGUGGUGGCCGUAAAGCAACUAGAGAAAGGCUAUGGUGUGAAGAUUUUAGCUGCUGAGAUGGAGAUUUUAGCGAAAAUUAGGCACAAAAAUAUACUUAAACUUUAUGCUUGUUUUCUUAAAGGAGGGUCCAAUCUCUUGGUUUUUGAGUAUAUGCCAAAUGGUAAUCUUUUCCAAGCUCUUCAUAGAGAGGUAAAAGAUGAGAUGGUUACAUUUGAUUGGAAUCAGAGGUAUAAAAUUGCUUUGGGAGGUGCAAAAGGAAUUUGCUAUUUGCACCAUGAUUGUUCACCACCUGUUAUUCAUAGGGAUAUAAAAUCAAGCAACAUUUUGCUUGAUGCAAAUUAUGAAGCAAAAAUUGCUGAUUUUGGUGUUGCAAGAUUUGCUGAAAAAUCUCAGAUGGGUUAUAGCGUUUUUGCUGGCACACAUGGUUAUAUUGCUCCAGAACUAGCAUAUACAACGGAAAUAACCGAAAAGAGCGACGUAUACAGCUUCGGAGUGGUGCUAUUAGAGUUAGUAUCUGGAAGAGAACCUGUUGAAGAAGAAUAUGGAGAAGCAAAAGACAUUGUUCAUUGGGUUAUGAGUAAUCUCAACGAUCGCGAAAGUGUACUCAGCAUUCUUGAUGGUAGAGUUGCAUCAACACAUUGUGUCGAAGAUAUGAUUAAAGUGUUGAAGAUCGGUAUUAAGUGUACUACUAAGCUUCCAACUUUGCGUCCAACUAUGAGAGAUGUUGUUAAGAUGCUUGUUGAUUCUGAACCUUGCAAGAAGAAAUCGAAACCAUGUGGUUUUGAGAAAAAUGCAGGCUCUUUUGACUAGUGGUUUUGAUUAUUUUCAAAAGCUAUAAUGUACAUUUUUGCAAGUUAUUUUUCAAUUUAAGAGCAGUUUUGUAUGCUAGUUGAGAUUUGUAUGAUAUAUAUAAUAAUUAUGUUUUUGAGAGGUGUUACAAAUGUAUAAUAUCUUGUAACAAAAGAAAAAUGUAUAAUAUCUUGGUUCUUUUUCUGUUUUUUA